This is a messenger RNA of Fusarium redolens, 333 nucleotides long. RefSeq lists its product as uncharacterized. The transcript is spliced from 2 exons. Bases 1 to 333 code for a protein of 110 amino acids. The record is from RefSeq and is a predicted model, not a curated record. Lineage: Eukaryota; Fungi; Ascomycota; Sordariomycetes; Hypocreales; Nectriaceae.
AUGGCCGUCCCUCGAGCCUCUGUUAACAUACUCCGCUGUUAUAUUCGUCCCGUUACCAGAGCGGCCCCAGUUCUCCAGGUCCGGCAGCAAUCCGGCGUCAGCAGCGAUGGCGACAUCGGCGGCCCCGGAAGUCAGCAGACCCCACCACCCAACCCUCACUUCCGUGAGACCCUCAACCGAAACUGGCGUCCGAUUGCAGGCGCAGGGCUGCUCGUUGUCGCCGCUCUGUCGUACAUAUCCUCAUCGAAGGGAAGAAGACCUCUAUUAGAUGGGGACUUGAAGGCUGCUUCAUCUACGGAGAUUGGCAUGCCGCCAUCGCAGAGUAAGGUCUAG